AUGGCCGUUUCGGUGACUUCAACUGUUAACUUAAAGUUUGGCGCUGGAUGGAUCUCGGAGCAAACCGGAAUCUUUAUGAACGACGAAAUGGACGACUUCUCAUCACCCAACGUCAUCAACUACUUUGGAGUACCACCCAGUCCGGCUAAUUUCAUCCGGCCGGGCAAACGGCCCAUGUCUUCCAUGACGCCCAACAUCAUCGUUAACUCGAGAACUGGACGGGUCCGUACCGUCAUAGGAGCGGCUGGUGGCACUAAAAUCACCACAUCUACCGCCUAUGUAAAUUUUAGCAAUUAUCUUUGGUUCGGGGAAACGAUCAAAGAGGCCAUCGACAGUCCGAGGAUGCACCACCAGCUGUUCCCGAUGAAAUUUCAAUACGAUAAGGGUUUAACAUCGGACAUUGUCAACAACAUGACGACCAGAGGACACAGCGUCACCGAGUUCCCUGGGAACGGAGCCGUCGUUUGCGGCAUUACGGUGGAAGCGGAUGGAUUUAUUUACGCCAACUCUGACUGGCGGAAAAGUGGCGAUGUCCAAGGCAUCGACCCAGUUGACUUGUAG
This is a messenger RNA of Daphnia pulex (common water flea), 561 nucleotides long. Its product is annotated as scoloptoxin SSD20-like. Gene Ontology annotation, molecular function: glutathione gamma-glutamate hydrolase. The coding region runs from base 1 to 561 and encodes 186 amino acids. Gene Ontology annotation, biological process: glutathione catabolic process. Gene Ontology annotation, cellular component: plasma membrane. The record is from RefSeq and is a predicted model, not a curated record. NCBI's taxonomy places the organism in Eukaryota, Metazoa, Arthropoda, Branchiopoda, Diplostraca, Daphniidae. The transcript is spliced from 4 exons.